AUGACUGAGGUACCCAUCUCUGCCAUACCUUUGCUGUCGACUGCUUCAGGUCGGAGCGAAGGGAGGAAUAGUAGUCGCAGCGCACAUAGCGCAUCGCCGAGACCGGAUGUCCCGUCCCGUCAUUCCCCGAGUCCUGGCAGGUCCUUCACGGAUCCUGAUCCCAGCCACCUGAAGAUUAGAAAGCGGAUCGUGGUCUGUUGUGACGGAACUUGGCAAGAUGGUCUUUCGGUCAAGGCGCGCUGGCAGUACACGAAUAUCCUUCGGCUAGCGAGGGCCGUUAAUCACGUCGAUGAACGCUUUAUGCCGCCCAAGCCUCAAGUCGUAUUCUACCAAUCCGGCCUCGCAAGCACGGAGAGCUACAAGAUCGACUCCAUUCUACAGGGCGCCACGGCGGCAGGUUUGGGCGACAAGGUGCAAGAGGCGUACGGCUUUAUCGCUCACAACUACGAGCCCGGGGACGAGAUCUUCUUAUUUGGGUUCUCACGAGGAGCAUACACAGCUCGCAUGGUCGCCUGGAUGAUCGAAGAGAUUGGUGUCCUGGACCGAACUGAUAUGGACCACUUCGCCGGGAUCUUCAUGUCCUUUCUCAAACACGGCAAGACCGAUGAUCCGAAGGAGAGAGAGUUGCUAAAGACGCAGGUCGAUCCUUGGACGCAGCACGACUCUCCGGGAAAGAAACGGGCCAAUUACGACGACAACACAUUCGCAAUUAAAUGUGUUGGCGUAUUUGACACCGUUGGCUCCAUUGGCAUACCCGACGAGCUAAAGUUCGGUGCGAGCGAUGACAAGAUGCGAACGCUUUUCGGCUUCCCCGAUUCGACAUUAGGAACCCAUGUCGAGAGAGCCUACCAAGCCCUUGCCAUCGAGGAGACGCGCACCGACUUCGUGUGCAAUAAGUGGACUCAAACUGAGAAGGGGAAGCGCAAGAAGCAAGUUCUUCAACAGUGCUGGUUUACGGGCUCUCAUGCCGAUAUCGGCGGCGGUUUCAAGGAGCACGACUUAUCUGAUCUCACCUUAUUCUGGAUGGCCGCACAAAUCGGUGAUAUGCUCUCUCUGGAUGUCAAAUACCUUCUGAAAGGGUUAGCGCCCACCGCGCCUUGGGGAGCCCAACAGUAUCACGAUCCGCGCACCGGAAUAUAUGCCCUGACCAGCACCACACAUCGCAAGUUGCCAACUCAGCUGAAUCCGCAGACUCACGAGUACAUCCAUUCCUCUGUUCUGGAGCAGAAGAAGCUCCCAGAUGGACUGAAGGAAACACUAAGCCAGCAUCCCGAGCUGGUGGCAAGGCUACUGCCUCUUGAAGAGGAAGUGAAGGUCAAUUGGCCCUACGAUCCGACGAUACAGCUUCCCGCGGCUCCAUCCCAGAUCGACGCAAAGCCAUCGAACGGAGCCGCCUCCGCCACAUCUCCCACGACCACGACCAGCGGCCGCAGUGCUUCAGGUGAUGUUCCGGCGCCUACCGUCAGUACGGAGAUGGACAAGCCCUCGACGCCGAAGGACACUGACGCGCAAGCGACGGCGAACCACUUCGAGAGUUUCAGCGCAUUUGGGUCCUUCGUUCUCGAGUACUUGAAGUCGUGA
Messenger RNA from Peniophora sp. CBMAI 1063, 1581 nucleotides. The record is from the annotation of a GenBank genome assembly. NCBI's taxonomy places the organism in Eukaryota, Fungi, Basidiomycota, Agaricomycetes, Russulales, Peniophoraceae.